AUGGCCGAGUCUGGUCUGGAGCCGAGAUUGUUGCACACAAUCUCUCAUGAUUCGACCUCGGUGCUGAGCUUGGCAGUGGAUGAGCAGAGCGGACUGGUGUUUAGCGGCAGCCAGGCAGAGGACAUAUACGUCUGGGAUUUGAGUACUUUCCAAGAGAAGACGAGACUAGAGGGUCACACUGCAUCGGUGCUUGCGCUCGAGUUGUGUCCGGAGAAAUCUUGGCUCUUUUCGGCUUCGGGAGACAGCACUGUGCGGAUCUGGGACACGAAGACGCUCUCUCCCCUUUGCGUCAUACAUCCUGCUGAUGACCGGGUUGGAGAUAUUUUCGCGCUGAAAUGGUGCUCGGAGCUGCAGACCCUGUAUUUUGGUUGCCAGAACACUAGCCUUCAGUGGAUUACCCUGACUUCGAUCACUUCUGCAAUCAGCCAAGACGAAGUGCGAGCAGUGCCCAUAGUGCGACCGCACAAGUUCUUUGAUUCCGGACCGCACGCGGGAAGUCAAACACGUCUGAGCACGAGCUUGAGCCGAAGUGCCAGCGGGAGGUCUACUCCUGCCGCAGGUUGGCCCAGAGGCAGUGCAAGGGGAGCAGGCUUUUCCACACCACCACUGGACUACUCGCCUAGUGAUAGAGUGAGGAGGUUGCAAGUGGAGCAGCGACAUAUGGUCUCUUCGGCGCACAGCGGAUACAUUUACGCCCUCGACUUGCUUCAGAAACCGGAUCGGCACCUUGACGGAGGAGGUCAGCGAAGGGGAGGGUCUAAACACAUGCUUGUCAGUGGUUCUGGAGAUGAGGACAUCAAGCUUUGGUCGUGCACGCCAGACGGUCUGACUCAAGAGGCAGUGCUACAUCAUAGUGACAAUGGAGUCUUGGCAUUGGCGUCGUGGGGUAGCUGCACGCUUUUUGCUGGCCUGCAAGGAGGCGACAUUGAGGUGUGGGAUGUCGAGACUGGGCGCGUUGUCCGGACAUUGCACGCUCACGACGACGAUGUGCUAGCUCUAGUUACAGUGGGCAGCAUCGCAGACGAAGAUACUUGCAUCCUCUACUCGGCCAGCGCUGACGGUCGAAUUCGAAGAUGGGACGCUAGCUUCAAGUGCACCGCCGACUGGGUUGCCCACAACGGCAUUGUGCUCUCGAUCGCUUCCUUGCCGCAGGCUGUUGGUAAUCAGGGGAACAUAGUCUUGACGGGAGCUUCCGACGAUCGAAUCAAGGUCUGGGACUUGCUCUUUAGCCCUGGCACAUUGGAAAAGCAUUCCCGGCCAACGGCAGGGCCUUCUUCUCUUGGCACCGCAGAUCCCAUGAUUAGCGCCCUCGCCCAAUUCGUCGCCUUCAAAUCGGUCUCUGCCAACGAGAAUCUGCGGGAAGAUUGUCGCCAGUGCGCGCACUGGCUGAAGAAUCACCUCACGGAUUUGGGAGCAGAGACGGCUUUGCUGCCGGGCGCUGAAGGCCACAAUCCGCUCGUAUUGGCAACGUUCAGGGCCAACAAAUCCAGACUUGCUCCACGCAAGCGAGUUGUUGCCUAUGCUCAUUACGAUGUCAUUACUCCUGGACCGUGCGAAAGCUGGUCGAAUAGUCCUUGGUCGCUGACGGGCAGAGACGGAUAUCUGCAUGCCAGAGGAGUCAGCGACAACAAGGGUCCUUGCUUAGCUAUCGCAUACGCCGCUGCGGAAUUGGCAAAAGAAGGUACGCUUGGCGCAGACGUUACUCUCGUCGUCGAGGGCGAGGAAGAAGCUGGAGGUUGUGGCUUUACGGAGGCGAUCAGAGCUGCCAAAGAACAGAUCGGCCCGGUGGACGUCAUUCUUCUGUCGAAUUCCUACUGGCUGGGGGAAGACACGCCUUGCCUCACCGUCGGCUUGCGCGGCGUCGUACAGGCCGAUCUCGAAGUCAGGAGCGACUUUCAGGAUCGUCAUUCUGGAGUAGACGGCGGCGCAGUGCGGGAGCCGAUGAUCGACAUGAUCAAACUCUUGGCAAGUUUGACAGAGGGCGAGCGUGUCUUGUUGCCCACUUUCUACGACUCUGUGCGGCCAAUCACGCCAGCAGAACGGGCGAUGUAUGCGCAGAUUGCGCAGAUGAAGCAUAGUCGAGCCAGCGGCCAGACAGUAGAGGCUUUGAUGGCUCGAUGGAGGCUCCCUAGCCUUUCCGUGCACCGCAUCUCGGUCAGCUCUGGUUCUGGCAGUGGAAAUGCUACCGUAAUCCCCAGCACCGUGACCGCUGCUGUCAGUCUUCGACUGGUACCGGAUCAGGAUCUGGAUGUGAUCACGGACACUCUGAUAGCGCAUGUGAGCGCGCAUUUCGGGAAGCUUGCCAGUCCCAAUCGCAUCGGCGUUUACAUCAAGCAUCGCGCAGAUUGGUGGCUAGGCGAAGACAGCGCCUACUCCACCGCUUUGGCCUCAGCCGUGCAGUCCGAAUGGGGACAAGCGCCGGUGUCGAUACGAGAAGGAGGAUCCAUUCCAAGUCUGGCCAUACUGGAAAAAGAGCUAGAAGCUCCAGCGGUCCAUCUACCCAUGGGACAAGCCUCAGACAGAGCUCAUCUGGCUGAUGAGAGGCUACGACUUGUCAACUUGCUCAAGGGCAAAUCGGUCGUCAAGCGCUGGCUCGCAUCUUCAGCCAUUUCCAACGCGUCUCAGAGAUGA
This is a messenger RNA of Ceraceosorus guamensis, 2631 nucleotides long. Its product is annotated as Zn-dependent exopeptidase. Bases 1 to 2631 code for a protein of 876 amino acids. Gene Ontology annotation, molecular function: peptidase activity; protein binding. Gene Ontology annotation, biological process: proteolysis; glutathione catabolic process. The transcript is spliced from 8 exons. The record is from RefSeq and is a predicted model, not a curated record. Lineage: Eukaryota; Fungi; Basidiomycota; Exobasidiomycetes; Ceraceosorales; Ceraceosoraceae.